UGAUGUAUAGAUAUAGCCCAUGAGUAAGCCAAAGCAGAACUGCUUUCAUUCCUUGAGCAUUAAAGGACAAAAUUCAACUCCCACAUGCUUACAAAUUCCCCUCGCCGGCCACCUUACUCACAUCCUCUCUCUUCAUCUCCUCCGCCCCCCCUUUCUCUCUCUUCCUUUACUAUUAAUUCCAUAUCACCAUAAAGGAGCUAGAACAAAAAAAAAAUCUGCAAAUCCGUGCAAGAAUUUGUUCCAAAUUUUGACUGGAGCCCAAGAUUUCCAUAGCGCUGACACUCACCAGUCCCUUUUCUCUGUGGGUGUGGAAAAAAGGAAUAAUUUUGCAAUCUUGAAAGAAAAGAAAAAAAAUGAUGAAGAGUCGAUUUCUGUUGGAUUGAUUUGCUGAAAUUUGUGGGAGUAAAAAUAUGGGUCGUUUCCCAAUGGCCAGGUACCACUACUAGUCUAGUCCUUUUCUUUCCUUUCUGUCCCCCAAAAUUUCACACUCUUUUAUCACAACUUGUAUCAAAUAUCAUACUCACCAUACCCCCUAACCCUACCCCACCCCAUGAUGCAAUUCACCGAGAGCUUCCCCCCUCCGCACCAAAUCCCCCCCUUCCCAAACCUCAAGGCCCGGGCGUGGCCGGGCCUCCCGCCGCCGAAGCAGCUGAGCAGCUUCGGCGACGCCAACUGCAUGGAGCAGCUGCUGGUGCACUGCGCCACGGCCAUCGAGACCAACGACGCCACCCUCGCCCAGCAGAUCCUCUGGGUGCUCAACAACAUCGCCCCGCCCGACGGCGACUCCAGCCAGCGCCUCACCUGCGCCUUCCUCCGCGCCCUCAUCGCCCGCGCCGCCCGCAGCGGCUCCUGCAAGCUCCGCACCGCCGUCGCCAACGUCCACGCCGCCGACCUCUCCACGGCCAACCACAAAUUCUCCAUCAUCGAGCUCGCCGGCUACGUCGACCUCACCCCCUGGCACCGCUUCGGCUUCACCGCCGCCAACGCCGCCGUGAUCGAGGCCGUGGAGGGCCACCCCGUCGUCCACAUCGUCGAUUUCAGCCUCACGCACUGCAUGCAGAUCCCCACCCUCAUCGACGCCAUCGCCUCCCGCCUCGACGGCCCGCCGCUCGUCAAGCUCACCGUCGCCGGCGCCACGGAGGAUUUCCCGCCGAUGCUGGAUCUCUCCUACGAGGAGCUAGGGUUGAAGCUCGUCAAUUUCGCCAGAUCCCGAAACGUGGCGAUGGAAUUCAGAGUGAUUCCGUCGAGCUCCUCCGACGGAUUCUCGUCGCUGAUCGAGCAGCUGAGGGCAAUCGGCGCCGGCGCCGGCGGCGAAGCCCUGGUUAUAAACUGCCAGAUGAUGCUGCACUACAUACCGGAGGAAACCCUAGCCAACGCCCCCAAUUCCCUCCGCGCGAUGUUUCUGAAGGCGGUGCGGGGGCUGAAUCCGAGGGCGGUGGUGGUGGUGGACGAGGACGCCGAUUUCACGUCGGGGAACCUCGUGAGCCGGCUGAGGGCGGCGUACAACUAUCUAUGGAUACCGUACGACACGGUGGAGACGUUCCUGCCGCGGGAGAGCCGGCAGCGGCAGUGGUACGAGGCCGACAUGUGGUGGAAGAUCGAGAAUGUGAUCGCGCAGGAGGGGCCGCGGAGGGUGGAGCGCCUCGAGCCGAGGGAGAAGUGGGUGCAGAGGAUGAGGGGCGCCGGGUUUAGGGGGGCGGGGUUCAGCGACGACGCGGUGGCGGAGGUGAAGAGCAUGCUGGACGAGCAUGCGGCCGGGUGGGGGAUGAAGAAGGAGGAACAAGAUCUUGUGCUUACUUGGAAAGGCCAUAAUGUAGUCUUUGCAACUGCUUGGAUGCCUGCUUGAUUCAUAUCACUAAUUCAUUUCUUCUAAAUUAAUGUACCAACACUAGUUCGUUUCUAUCAAUCAUCCAUUUUUUUUU
Messenger RNA from Salvia miltiorrhiza (redroot sage), 1922 nucleotides. RefSeq names its product scarecrow-like protein 32. The record is from RefSeq and is a predicted model, not a curated record. Gene Ontology annotation, biological process: regulation of DNA-templated transcription. Lineage: Eukaryota; Viridiplantae; Streptophyta; Magnoliopsida; Lamiales; Lamiaceae. Gene Ontology annotation, cellular component: nucleus. The transcript has a single exon. Bases 551 to 1846 code for a protein of 431 amino acids. Gene Ontology annotation, molecular function: DNA-binding transcription factor activity; sequence-specific DNA binding.